AUGGUGUGGAAUCCAGGUCCCAGCAGGAAGAAGCUGUCAAGCUCCCUGAGGAUCAAGAGGAGGAACAGACUGGAAACAUCACCCCUAUUCCGAUCCCAUCCCAUCCCUGACCUCUCCACCGACCUCUCCACUGUACUAGUCCUGCCCCAGAAGACUCCCUCCACGGCAUCCUCUUUUAGCACACAGGCUACCGUGGCAAUAGACCUCUUGAGUGACCUCCAGGUCCAGUACACGGAGAAGCAAAAGAGGAUCAAGCGUCUCUCCGAGAUUUUCAUGGCCUCUUUGGGAACCCUGCACUGGCAGGUUGUCUACACCAAGAGGAGGAUCGAAGCGGCUGAAGAGCGUCUGUGGAGGGAAAGAGCUGCAGGUCACCUCUGCCAAGGCUAUGAUGGUGAUGCAAAUUCUCCUCCACCUGCUGGUUCUCCUCCUGCCUCUGGUUCUCCUCCUGCCUCUGGUUCUCCUCCUGCGGCUGGUUCUCCUCCACGUGAUGGUUCUCCUCCUGCCUCUGGUUCUCCUCCUGCGGCUGGUUCUCCUCCACCUGAUGGUUCUCCUCCUGCUGCUGAUGCCUGCUCCUCUUCAUCGUCCCAGCCCCUGCCUGGGCCCAUCUCCCUGCCCUCCCUCUCCCCCACCAGCUCCCCCACUCCCCUCCACCUGCAUCCCCUCCUCACCCCUCCUCCUUCCCCUCCUCUUCUGGAUCCAGAUCUCCACAACCUUCAUGAAGUCCUGCAGGCAAUGACGGAGAUCCAGAUUCACGAGCUGCAGGAGAGCGAGAAAGACCUUGCCAGCAUCAAGGAGGCACAGAGUACAGUCAAGGGGCUGAGGCGGCAGCUGACGAAGCUAAGGAGCCGGCUCUGCAGCGUGGAGGAGAAAGUGGACAUUCGGGUCAGGAAAAGCCAGCUGGACCGUGGUGGAGGAGGAGGAGAAGGCGGAGGGGGGGGAGAUGGGCUUGAUCGGGACAGUUAGGAGGCACAAUGUACUUAUUUCUUUGUUUAGCCUGUAUUUUUAGCAUAGAUCUUUUUGAUUGGCAUUUG
Molecule: messenger RNA, 1031 nt
Organism: Hemicordylus capensis (graceful crag lizard)
Lineage: Eukaryota; Metazoa; Chordata; Lepidosauria; Squamata; Cordylidae
Exons: 7
Coding region: 1-963 (320 amino acids)
Source: RefSeq, a predicted model, not a curated record